This is a messenger RNA of Cinara cedri, 4725 nucleotides long. NCBI's taxonomy places the organism in Eukaryota, Metazoa, Arthropoda, Insecta, Hemiptera, Aphididae. The record is from the annotation of a GenBank genome assembly.
AUGGUUUUACGUUCAGCGCGAAGAUUUUUGCUUAAACCAGACAACCAGACAUGUCUCUCAAAAGCCAUCAGUAAUCAAACUAAUUAUCAGUAGCGUACGUGCUCGACUGACUGUGGUACUUAGUAUUUUGCUCGAUCGUACGCGUGUGUACAUUUUUAAUUACGUUUUCGCCCGGGCUUAUCCAUUAUAUUGGUUCCAUAGUAUUUUAUAUUAUAUUUUAACAUAACAUUAUUACAUAAACAUCGAUUUAUCAUAUUUAUAUCGGUGCUCGUUUAUAUAUAAGUACACGUGUAAAAUAUGUGAGUAGGUAUUGUGUAUGUACGAAUAUGCACUACACGUAACACCUCCCCCCCUAAAAAAAAUCUUUUGCGUCCAGAAUUUGUUGCAGAUCAUAUCAUAAACAAUGUUAUGUUCGCUGUAGAAAUAAAUUUCUGCUUCGCGAGAUACCUAUGUACUUAUCAAUAUACUUACUCACUAGCAAUUAAUUAUUAAUUUAUUAUAUUAUGCAAUAAUUAUUUCAUUAUAAAAUUGAAAAACCAUUGCUCUCGUAUUUAAGAUAAUGGUUUUCAUAAAUAUUUAGUUCAUUAAAAAAAGAAUUACAAAAUUAUAACAAAACAAGUAAUGGGUACACAAUUUAUGAUACAAACAUUUUUAUGUCAGUCUACAAGUAUAAUUUUACUCUUAUGAAAUUAUCAGUUUUAAUACAAUCGUUAUGAGUUAUAGCUUAUAAUAUAUAAUAUAUAACAAACAAUAAUAUUAAAAUAUUGGUUAAUUAGUGAUAAAUAUAAAUUAUUAUUAAGUAUUAUUAAGUAUCCUAUUCAUAUCGAUAGGUACGGGUAACUAGAUGCACGUGUAAAAUAUAGUUUUAGAUAUUGUGUAGGCACCGCACGUUACUCCUCCCACCUAAAAAGAACGUUUUGCGUCCAGGAUUUGUCGAAAAUCAGAUUAUAUAAAAUGUUGUGUUCGCAGUAGGAAUGUAAUUCAACAUCACGAGGUAGCAAUGUACUUAUUGAUUUACUUACUCACCAGUAACUAAUCAUUAAUUUAUUACAUUAUAUUAUUGAAAUUUAAAAUUGCAGAAAUUGCUACAAGUAUUUAAAAUGCAUAAUAUCCUUGUUUGAUAAUAUUAUUAUGCUACCGCAAAAUUUUGAUGGAAGUCUCUAACUUAAUCAAAAUGAGCUAUGCUUUGAAUCUGAAGAAAACAAUUUUUUUUUUUUUUUAAUUUUAUUCCUUAUUUUAAAAAUGAAACAGAGAUGCUACGGAAUUCCAAAUAACACAAUAUGAUGAUUUUUUUUUUGUGAACAAAUAUCCAAUACAUUUUUCAACUAUAAUUAAGUUUUAAAAUUACCGUAAAUGAUUUACCAAACAUAAAUAACUGUAUAUUGGUUAUGGUGGAAUAUGUUUUUGAUAUUUAAGCUGGAACAAAUUUUCACAAACUAAGUGGUGUAUAGUUAGAAAACUCACUGUGUGAAAUUUUAUACCGUAUUGAGAGAUGGAUUGACGGAAAUCAAAAAUGUAUUUUAACUAAUACUCCAUCUACUUAAGGCAUUUUAAAAAUCUAAAGUUUUCACUCCUCAAAAAAAGGGUAACAAAAAAAAUAAUAAUGUUACAUUUUAGAACUAUUUGUUUUCUAAGUAUUUUAAAUAAAAGAAUUGCAAAAAUAGUCUAUAUUUUUCGAAAUAUUAAGUGUUCAAUGACAACCUAGAUAAAAUAAAACCAUAAGCUUCUUCGCUCCAUUCAGGAUCCAAAAUAUUACAGCCUAUUUUAUUUCUUGUGGAUUAUUUCCACCAGUUAUUUUGUUCUGAUUUACAAUUAUAGCACUUUUUCUAAUGGGAAAUUUGACUGAGGAGGUACUUUACGGCAAUCAUAUUUUGAUAUUCCCAGAAAUUUUCCGAAUAAAUGGGGAAAACCGAAAAAUUAAAACCGGAAAAUAAAUACAAUAUUAAAUAAAUAUUAUAAAAGUAAAUCUAUAACGCAUAAUAUUACAUUAUUUUACCAUAAUAUGAUAUAAAUAUUAAUGGCAAAGUAAUACUAUUAACCGAUCUCCGCUCUGAAUCGUUUUUCGUUAGCAAUCGUUAAUCGCUGAGUAAAGAUUUACAAUAAAUUUCCACUCUACCUUCCUAACUUCUCACUUAAAGCAGCGGCAACACUUAUUAAUAAAACUUCAAAUUUCGAUCAUAUUAUCCGUAUCUUCUCAUAUAGAAUAAGAAGUUAUGUGAACAAGCUAAUUCGUAUCACUUUAAAUUUUAAUUAUUUACUUAUAUUUCAAAAAAAAAAAAUUAUACUUAACAUUGCUUUAUUCAGAUCAAUUAAGUUAGAUUAUACAAUCUUUCAUCUACGAUAACUUUGAUGAUUAUUAAAAAAAAGAAAAUAUAUUAUUAUUUAUUUAUUUAAAUUAUUUUCUAGGUUGUAUUUCAGAAUGGCCAUCUCAGCAUCUUAUAGACGAGAAGCAAUAUACAGUCUAUUUUGGUAUUUCAUAUGCGAAAUCGGGAAAAACAUUUUCUACGCAUAAUAGUAAAGUAUGUUCUUUAAUUGAAAUUCAAAAUUUUACAUAAAUUAUAUGAUUAUAAGCAUUCAAUAAGUAAUUUGUUUCAAAUUUGAAUUAUUCAGGUCUCACGUGUUUACUAUAAAGAAUUAAGAGAUUGGUUCCACAAAUGGAUAUUUACAAUACUUACGAUUCUUGUCUUAUCAGAACCCGUUAACAUAAGUGAAUAUAUCGUGCCCGUUUGUAUUGAUUGGUCAAUGGAGUAUCCCUUACUUAAAAACGAUAUUUUAGAGGUAAAUUAAUUCCAAACAUACCGUUCGUUUACACAAUGAUUUAUUUAUAUGAUGUUGAAAGUGUUGCCAUUUAAAUUUUGUUCAAAAACACAAUUAUUUAAUAUCACUACAUUAUGUAAUUUUAAGGAAAAUAAUUUUAAAAAGUUUGUGAGGACAGAUGCAGCCACUGGUGUAAGUGGGAAAUUGGGAUGACAGGAUAUAAAAGAGUAUUUCAUGUAUACCUUCAAGCAACGAUAAUCAUUAUAUAAAAAAAAAGAUUGUGAGUUCAGUUGAUAUCAAUGCUUUGCCAAAAAUAUGUAUGUCUUUCUAUAGAAAAAAAAAUUUAAAUAAGCUGUGUAUAUUUUCAAUAAUAAUAUUUGUUUAUUGUUGUACCGAUUUUCACAGUAUUCCUACGUUUUUCCCGGCAUUACCAUUUUUUACAUUUUCUAGGAAAACUCCGGAGGAAAUCAAAAAUGACCUCUCUACACCUCGCUAGGAAAAUUUCUUUUUAGAAAAAUUGCAAUCACUACAAGAUGGAAUAAAAUUGCUGGUUAAAAUGUUGUCCACAGAAAAAAAAAAUCGUAAAACUAUACAAAUAUAUUUCGUAAAUUUUCCCGUUUUAUUUUUUUUUUUGAUUUUUCAUAUUUUUUGAAAACUCCGAAAAACAUCCCGUUUAAGGUACCUCUCUACGUCAAUUUACUUACACAAAAUUUGUGUAAAACAACAAGAUUCUUCGCUUUCCUAAGAAUCUAAAAUUGCAAAUGCAAAUUAUUUGAAAAAAUUAGUAAAUAUUUCUAUUUUUGGGAUGUUCACUUUGUAAUUUCAAAAGACUUAAACAUCCAUAACAACGUCCUCGUUUUAAAAAAACUAAUUGCAUACACAUUCGAAAAAAAACUAAUACGUGUUCUUUUUGCUUAUUUCUUUUGUUAUCAUAGAAUUAAUUUAAUUGUGUUACACAUUUAAUAUUAAAAUAUACCGAACUAAAUUCUAUUGACUUUUUUUUACAGUAUGAAGGGAUAAUUGGUUAUAACGCUGAAAAUCGUAUAUUGUUAAAAGGACCAUCAAAAUGCGUUGGCCAUGAUGGAUGUAUAAACAUUUUUGGCAAUAUAAGAGAUAUAAAUAAUGAUACAGUUUGUUGCGAACAACCUGGUAAUAUUAAUAGCAUAAUAUUUAUUAUCACGAAAAACAAUCUUUCAUUUUCUUUAGUGAAAUACUAAAUAAUUGAUUGAACCUAACGCUUUAAGGUCAUUAAGUGUAAACGUAUAAUAUACGUUGAUAUUACAUUUAUGAUAUAAUGUUCUAAAAUUUUUGAACUUCUUGUGGUACAUAAAUAAAAUUCCCCGAGUACAUUUAGUUUUGGCUACUGUGAACUAGUAAAAAUUACAGGUUAGAUUAGAUUAUGUUUAGGCCUUGAAUCAAAUGCUAUGGAUGUCAUUAUGAUGAAUAAUUGUUUAGCCUGGCCUAAUCUAACGAGUCUCCGAAUUCGGUGUUCGACGCACGCAUUCGUGGUAUACGUUCUCUAAAAAUUAUCGAUGAACCGAAUGAUCCAUCAGAUAAAUAUGCGACAAGUGACGUUACGCAUACACAUAUCAAACAACUAAUUCGUAAAAUCGUCUUUAAUAUCGACAACGUUUUGUUUUAUUGAUUGAAUACCCUGUGGCCCCAUCCAUAGUAUAUUAUCUAUGCUAUAUUAUCUUACUGUCGAAAAAAAUAUAAGGCUCAGAGUCGACGAAUACAUACAAAAAUAUUAAUUAAAUAAAUAAAUCGGUACUAAGAGCUAUAAAAUAAUCACACUAUAUUAUGGUACAUAUACAUAAUUCAACCUAUUCACAUGACCCAAAAUGGCGUCGUCGGAUGUCAUGCACAUAAGUAUUCGCAAUCAAACGCGAUCGGCGCACCACGUCGUCGGCGUCACAACAAGUAAUGCAUAGAGCAGUGGGCGGCGUACAAUCACCGGCAUACCAGUAA